UGCUGUCAAGCAGCUGUACAUGUAGGUGUGAGCGACGAACGAUACGUUGAACGGAGUUGUUGUGAGUGCACGACGACCGUUCGUGACAAGAUGACAAAUCAGCUGUUGACUUGAUCUUGUUGGUUAGCUAUGAGAGUAUUCUGAAGACAGAAUCUGCUGCUGCAAAAAAAUAAAUAUUCCUCGAUUAAAAUGAACAUUCACGAUCUCAUAUUUGUUGAGAAAAAUGAAUUUAUACAGGUGAUUUCAAGAUCUCCAGAUCUUUAAUCCUAUGUUUCCCUUCUUGGUCAAUGAUAACCACAUGAUGGUGCAAUGUCGUCAGCAUGAACCCCGUUCGCUGUUGGGGGUGCACCGAUCCGACCGGGCCAAAUCGGAUGACGUCACGAGGGAUAUCUUGACGUCAGCUAAUGAAUGAGGCGGGUCGGGUGGUGAGGAGAACGCAGAACGCUGUCGGAGGGAAGACAGCGAACUCCACUCGGUCCGUUCGAUCCCCAGCAGAACCAGUCAACGAGCAUAUACUCGUAUCAUACACCAGAAGCCAUCGUGGCGACGACAACCAUCCCCCCGACGUGAACGACCGCCUCAACAAAGGAGGCCUAAACACGGGCGACACCUUAGUUUAGAUACGCACAGAGAGAGGAUCCUUAAAACGGAGAACAAGUGACAGCUCGAAGGAGGAAGAGGAGCGGUGGAGGAGGGAGGGAGAGGGGGAAGCUGCUGCGGCUUCAAUAAGGACGCCAUCCGCACCCCACCCCCCCCCCGCGGCACCCCGCCAUUCGUCCAGGAACAAGCACCGGACUCCCGCUGCUUCGCCGCCGCGCAACAGGUGAUGGCCCUGGAUUCUGGAAAGCUUCUCUCGUUCCUCUGCUCCCAAUUUGAUCUUCUGCUGCCGUCGCCCCUCCUCUCACUUCACCAUCCUUGAUACUUCCGCUGUGAUUCGUUCUUCUCUUUCCCGGAGCUGAAAUCUAAUUCAAAUAUGAUAUAUAUAUAUGCUCUCACAGGAUUUGAUAUAUUGCUGUUCGUGCAUGAAGGUUUGCGGACAAGAGUCACCUAACAAAAGGAUAUAUUAGACCGAGAGGAGGAGAAAGCAAGAACAUGGAGGGGAGGAGGAAGUGGACUUCUGCCCUCAAGAAAGCGUUGAUCCCCAGCUGCUGUCGAGACUAUGGUAAGUCCAAGCGUUCAUCUCGGGCUGCAACGGAGGUCGGUCGGUCGACAAUAAGUGAGGCGACCGCUGCCACCAAGAUCCAGGCUGCUUUCCGAGGAUUCCUGGCGAGGAGAGCAAUGGGAACUCUGAAAAGACUGAUCAGGCUAAAGAACUUAAUCGAUGGAAGCGCCGUCGGGUCUCAGACCGCAAACAUGGUGCGCCGGUUGCAAGCCAUGGCGGUGGUUCAGGCACAGGUACGUUCGAGGAGGAUGAGGAUGGCCGAGGAACACCAGGCUCUGCUGCGGCAGCUGCAACUCAAACAAGAAAGAGAGCAGCAGAAAGCGAAGAUCGGAGAGUGGAAUGAUAGUCCUCGAUCCAAAGAGCAAAUCGAGGCAAAGCUACUCGACAGGCAGGAGGCUGCCACGAGAAGAGAGAGGGCAUUAGCCUACGCAUUUGCCCGCCAGGGAAAGAGCUCUUCCAAAUCCCCGACUCCGAUGUUUAUCGACGUGAACAAUCUGCAAUGGGGUUGGAGCUUGUCGGAGCGAUUGACGGCGGCAGGGCCGCAGGAGAAGCACGGCCACGACGCUGUGAAGCCGAAGAGGAUCCUGUCGGCAGCUCAAAGACCAAGCCAGACGCCGGUAACCCCGCGCUCUAACCCGGCAUCAAAGGCAUCAGUGAACCCAAGCAAGAGUAAGCCGAGUCCCAGAAACGAGUCGCCCGUGACGCCACGCUCCAAGCUGGCGUCGGUGGCGAGCAAGAAGACACCGGUGAGCCCGGGAACCGGCGCGUGGUCCGCGGACGACGGGUCGAGCAUCAGGAGCAGGCACCGGGUCACGAGGUCAUCGGUGAGCGACGACAGCAGCCUGUCGAGCGCGCUGUCUGUUGCGAGCUACACCCCGUCGACGGCGUCGACGAAAGCCAGGUCUCGGUUCCACAGCCCGCAAAGCGACGUCGCUGAAGGUUCUCAGAAGGGGUCUGUCGGCUCGGGGAAGAAGCGUCUCCCUUCUCCUGCGGCAGGGAAGAACAAGAAGAACAACGGAUCGUCUCAGGCAAGGAGGACCAAGUGAGGUCUUGAUCGUAAUGCACUGGUGCAGCGAAGCCGCAACUUGCACUAGCUAUUGAAUCCAAGCAAGGGGUUGUUCUCGACAGAGAGACAGCGAGGUUGCUUUCAAGUACAAAGAAUUGUUGUUUGUUUCAUUCCAAGUUGUUUUUGUUACUAGUAGCAGAAUGUUACUCGGUGAGAAACUAAAAAAUGACCCCUAACUCCUA
Molecule: messenger RNA, 2410 nt
Organism: Musa acuminata AAA Group (dessert banana)
Lineage: Eukaryota; Viridiplantae; Streptophyta; Magnoliopsida; Zingiberales; Musaceae
Product: protein IQ-DOMAIN 2-like
Exons: 4
Coding region: 1093-2208 (371 amino acids)
Molecular function (GO): protein binding
Source: RefSeq, a predicted model, not a curated record